Molecule: messenger RNA, 1674 nt
Organism: Cryptosporidium muris RN66
Lineage: Eukaryota; Apicomplexa; Conoidasida; Eucoccidiorida; Cryptosporidiidae
Product: glutamyl-tRNA synthetase family protein
Exons: 1
Coding region: 1-1674 (557 amino acids)
Biological process (GO): translation; glutamyl-tRNA aminoacylation
Cellular component (GO): cytoplasm; methionyl glutamyl tRNA synthetase complex; cytosol
Molecular function (GO): glutamate-tRNA ligase activity; ATP binding
Source: RefSeq, a predicted model, not a curated record
AUGUCAUCAAAUCCAGUGUCUAGUCUAUAUGGUGAUAUAAAAGACAUCAAAAUUAAUCACAAAAAAAAGAGCGGAAAUUAUGAAGGUAAAUUGCCAAAUGCGAUUGAAGGAGAAGUUGUAACUAGAUUUCCACCAGAGCCUUCAGGUUACUUACAUAUUGGCCAUGCAAAAGCUGCAUUAUUAAAUUUUUAUUAUUCACAAAAAUAUAAAGGCAAAAUGCUAUUGAGGUUUGAUGAUACAAAUCCUGCGUUGGAAAAUGAAGAAUUUCAAAAUAGUAUAAUGGAAGAUCUGAAGGUGCUAAAUGUCUCAUUUUACAGUUUAUCAUUUACAUCUGAUUAUUUUGACGAGAUAAUGAAUUAUUGCGAAGAAAUGAUUAAAAUGGGCAAAGCUUAUGCUGAUAAUACCCCAGUUGAAGUUAUGAGAGAAGAGCGAGGUAAAGGUAUUGAAAGCCAGAACCGUAAUAACACUGUUGAAGAGAAUUUAAAAUUGUGGGAUGAAAUGAUAAGUGGAUCAGAAGAUGGUUUGAAAUGUUGUAUUAGGGCAAAGAUUGAUAUGUCUUGCAAGAAUAAAUGCAUGAGAGACCCAGUACUUUAUCGUUGUAUAUUGUUACCACACCAUCGUACUGGAACUAAAUAUAAAGUUUAUCCAACUUAUGACUUUGCUUGUCCAAUUGUUGAUAGUAUUGAAGGUGUAACUCAUGCACUACGUACGAAUGAAUAUUCCGAUAGGAUUGAACAAUAUCAAUGGGUAAUUAAAGCCUUAGAUCUUCGUCCUGUCAAUAUUUAUGAAUUUUCAAGAUUAAAUUUUGUAUAUACUAUAUUGUCAAAAAGGAAAUUAUCAUGGAUCGUUAAUAGUGGGCUUGUAGAUGGGUGGGAUGACCCAAGAUUUCCAACUGUUAGAGGUAUUUUAAGGAGAGGUCUUACUCCACAAGCUUUACUGAAAUUUGUUAUUGAACAGGGUCCAUCAAAAAAUUCCAAUCUUAUGGAAUGGGACAAAUUAUGGACUAUUAAUAAACAAAUUAUAGAUCCAAUUAUUCCAAGAUUCUUUUGUGUUGGCCAAGAUGCCGUAGUUUUUAAUCUUUCAAAUGGUCCAGAAUUACCAGUUAUAAACGAAAGAGAUUUACAUCAAAAAAAUAAAGAUCUUGGAAAAGGACCAAUAACUAUGUAUAAGUCCAUAUUAGUUGAUAGAGAUGAUGCUUCGCUUUUUACUGAUAAUGAGGAAAUAACUCUUAUGAAGUGGGGUAAUGCCAUAGUUACUAAUCUCAAUAAUUUAAACUCAUCUUUAGGUAAAAUUGAUGGAAAAUUAAAUCUGCAAGGUGAUUUCCGCUCAACAAAAAAAAAGAUACAUUGGUUAGCAAAUCUACCCACUAAUCUUGUAAAAUGUAUUUUAAGAGAAUUUGACCAUCUUAUUAUUAAGAAAAAACCAGAAGAUGGCGAUAAUAUUGAGGAUCUUGUAAAUAGAAAUUCAAUGUUUGAGACACAUGCUUAUUGUGAUCCACUUGUUAAGAAUCUAAAACUAGGUGACAAACUUCAAUUAGAAAGGAGGGGUUACUUUAUUAUUGACAAGCCAUUUGAUGUAAACAAACCAGAUAAAGCAAUUAUUCUUAUAAAAAUUCCCGAUGGAAGAUCAAAGCCAUCAUCAAAUAUAAGUACAAAGGUUAAUUCACAAAAAUGA